Loa loa (African eye worm) is the source of this 168-nucleotide messenger RNA. RefSeq lists its product as hypothetical. The record is from RefSeq and is a predicted model, not a curated record. NCBI's taxonomy places the organism in Eukaryota, Metazoa, Nematoda, Chromadorea, Rhabditida, Onchocercidae. The coding region runs from base 1 to 168 and encodes 55 amino acids. Gene Ontology annotation, molecular function: oxidoreductase activity, acting on the CH-NH2 group of donors. The transcript has a single exon.
AUGUGCUGCGUUAUCUUCAUCGAUAUAAUCACAGUAAUUAAUGAAUGGCGGUUGUUUAGGGGUGGCUAUAGAUUGCGUCCACACUAUUUUGAAUUUUGGCAAGGUCAAACUGAUCGGAUACAUGAUCGUAUUGUAUUUGAAAAAGGAGCUGAUGAAACGGAUGGUUGA